CCGUUGACGUGACGAGGAAAUACUGUCGUGCUGCUCGAAUAUUGCGAACUGCUCCUCCCGCUCUUCACAUUUCUUUGCUGUAUUUUGGAUUCUUGAGAGGCCGCUUCGAAAAUGUAUGCCUGAUGUCAAAUUUGACGAUAAUUUUUACAUUGAUAUGGGGAAGCUCUUUCACCCAAAUUUUUUUUUUUUUUGCACAAAAGUGUCACGAUGGUCGGUGUGUUGGUUUCCUUCCCGCCAAAAAGAAAGCGCUGUGACCAUUUCGGGAUAAAGAUGUAAAGGCGUUAUGACAGACUCGCCGUGGAGGUUGCGCCGUCGAGUGGAAGGUCCCGUCGGUUGGCAUUCCUCGCUCGCGACACGGGCUACUUCCUGCUUGAGCUGAGCGAUGACAAGCGCUAACUUUGUUCGCAAAAGGGAAAGCACUGGAAUAAAAGCCGUCGCUUUUAUGCGACACUGGCCACCGCGGUUUAGUUUUCGGUCCGCUGUGCGUGUGAAUCCUUUUGCUAUCGUGAUCUGCGGUCUCCUCGUUUCCAGCCGUAGGUUCUCCGGGAGGCCGCGUCCUCUGCGAGGACCAGUUCAGCUGCUCCAUCUGCCUGGAAGUGUUUGUGGAGCCCGUGUCCACGCCAUGCGGCCACAGCUUCUGCAAGGCCUGCCUGCAGGGCUACUGGAACCACAGCAAGAAGUUCCUGUGCCCCAUGUGCAAGAAGAGCUACAGCAGGAAGCCCGAGAUGAGCGUCAACAGGGUCCUGGCGGAGAUCUCCUCGCAGUUCCAGGGACUGGCGAUGGCCGAGGGGCCCGGGGCCUCCUCGCGUGGGUCUUCGCUUAAUCUGACCCCGGAACCGGGCUCCCCGCGGCCCGAUCCCGGCGAGUUCGCUCGGGACGGGGAAGUUCCAUGCGACGCUUGUAUCGGGAGGAAGUUGAGGGCCCACAAGUCGUGCGUCAAUUGUCCCGGGUCCUUCUGUGAAACGCACCUCAGACAUCACAAAAAGGUCAAAUCUCUCACAUCUCAUCGCCUUAUCGAGCCCACCUUCCACCUGGAAGACAAAAUCUGCAAGAAGCACGAGCGUCUUCUGGAGGUUUACUGCCGCACCGACCACACCUGCAUCUGCACGGCCUGCGCCGAGACCGUGCACAAGUCCCACGACGUGGUCUCCAGCGACCACGAGUGGAAGAAGAAGAUGACCAACCUGGGAAAGAAACGGUCUGAGCUGAGGAACCUUAUUAAGGAGCGAGCCAAAAAGCUGGAGGAACUCAAGCAAUCCAUUAAAGUCAUCAAGACCAGCGCCCAGAAGGAGCUGGAGGAGAGCUGGCAGGUGUUUGCCGAACUGCAGCGCCUGGUGGAGCAAAGCCAGGCCGAGCUCGUGGAGGUCAUCGCCACGAGGCAGCGCGACGCCGAGCGCCACGCGCAAGAGCUGGCGCGAGGCCUGGAGAACGAACUGAGUCAGCUGAGGAGGCGGAGCCAUGAGUUGGAUACUCAGGCCCAGAACAAGGACAAAGUAGUCUUCCUGCAGCACUUGGCCGCCUUGCCCCCCCUCCCCGAGCCCACCGACUGGUCGGCGGUGAGCAUCAAUACGGACCUCUACCUGGGGACCAUCCGCUCGUCCGUAAGCGGCCUCGUCGACAAGUUUCAGGAGGAGCUCAAGAGGCUGUAUGGCAAAGAACUCCGCAAGGUCCAGAACUACGCCAGUGAGGUCAUCCUGGACCCGGCCACCGCCCAGAAGCACCUGGCGCUGUCCGACGACGGCCGCCAGGUCAGGUACGAAGAACGCAAGACCGCGCACUCCGAGGGGCCAAAGCGUUUCAGCCCGGCCCUCUUUGUCCUGGGUCGAGAGGCUCUGAGCUCAGGACGCCACUACUGGGAGGUGGACGUGGCCCGCAAGACGGCCUGGACUCUCGGGGUGGCCAGCGCUUCGGCUCGACGCAAGGGUGAGAUCAAGCUGAGUCCCGCCGGCGGCUACUGGUGCUUGUGGCUGAAGAACGGCCAGGUGAAAGCGCUGGCUUCGUCCCGCUUUCCUCUCACGCUACCGUCCCAGCCGGCCAAAGUGGGGAUCUUCCUGGAUUACGAAGGCGGACACGUCUCCUUCUACGACUCCAAGGCCCGCUUGCACCUCUACACCUUUGUUCACACCUUUCACGAAAGUCUGUACCCCAUCUUCAGCCCUUGCCUGAGCCAGGAGGGCAAGAACACGUCCCCUCUUGCCAUCACACCUGUCAAAAACACCUGACUCUGACCAGAGGGGCAAAGGUUCCAGAAAGUUUUUGAGGAUUUUCAAACUACUCCAAAUUGUCCAGGAUUAAUGCCAAAAUAUUUUCCCUUAGUGAAUUUCAGUUCCUUAUUAAGAGCCAUCUUGGAACUUUUUCGAUUCCUUUUGAUUUCCACUGAUUCCCAUGAAAAGUUCCCACAAUUUUUCAACCCCGACUCUUCCUGUGAGCGUGUCCACUUCGGAACCCAACUGCCUCACGCACCCUGAACACAGCAUUCGUUCAACGUGAACACUGAACGCUCGGCGCCUGGGAAGGACUUUUGGAGGUCAAAGUUGACCAACUACGGGGUCAGUAUCUGAACGUAUUGACGUGUUUUAGUUGAAUAAAAAUGGCUUUAUACUAA
Syngnathoides biaculeatus (alligator pipefish) is the source of this 2605-nucleotide messenger RNA. RefSeq names its product bloodthirsty-related gene family, member 12 (gene btr12). Lineage: Eukaryota; Metazoa; Chordata; Actinopteri; Syngnathiformes; Syngnathidae. The transcript is spliced from 7 exons. The record is from RefSeq and is a predicted model, not a curated record. Gene Ontology annotation, molecular function: zinc ion binding; protein binding. Bases 693 to 2222 code for a protein of 509 amino acids.